AUGAGACCAGUGUGGAACAAUCAAAACAUCCACUGGAAAACAAAGAUCAGGCUCUUUAAUACCAAUGUCAAGACAGUCCUCCUUUAUGGCGCUGAAAUCUGGAAAAGGACUAGACGCCUGGACCAGAGUCUUCAAGUAUUUAUCAACAAAUGUCUUAGGCAGGUCCUAAGGAUAAGAUGGUCAGAGAAGAUUUCAAACCAGGACCUAUGGGCAAGAACAGGGCAGCAACCGGUUACGAACUCCAUACUACAGAAGAAGUGGAGAUGGAUCGUACACACGCUGCGAAGAACCCAGCCUAACAUAGCAAGGCAAGCCCUGGAUUGGAACCCUCAAGGACAAAGAAGAAAAGGUAGGCCUACAAACUCCUGGCGCAGAACACUGGACACUGAGCUUCGCAAGAUAAGGAUGUCAUGGGGAGAAGCAAAAGCCAUGGCCAUGGACCGAACCAGAUGGAGAGCUGUGGUAAAGGCCCUAUGCUCCGACCGGGGCGAAGAGGACUAA
Molecule: messenger RNA, 501 nt
Organism: Dreissena polymorpha
Lineage: Eukaryota; Metazoa; Mollusca; Bivalvia; Myida; Dreissenidae
Exons: 1
Coding region: 1-501 (166 amino acids)
Source: RefSeq, a predicted model, not a curated record